AUCUGGUUCUUUGACAUCUUUAACUAAGCCACUAUUGUGGACUUCCCAUUUGUAUGAGAACCAGGACUGUAUAUAAAGUGAUAAGCAAGAGAAAUUGCUUUACACCUAGUUUUGAGAAACCACUGUCAAACGAGCAAGUUUUACAUUAACCAAAAUGGAGGGCAAUGUUGUUAAUGAAGUGCGACUCCUAGAGACAGCUGAAGACAUCCAGGUCCUCCGUGACCAGGUACUCUCUAGAUAUGCGCAGUUCCGUUCUGAAGCACGUCUGAAGAGGGAGAAGCUGGAAGACUCGCUGAAAUUUCAAUAUUUCAAACGUGAUGCUGAUGAACUUGAGUCAUGGAUCCAUGAGAAACUGCAGGUUGUCUCAGAUGAGAGUUCCGAAGAUCCCACCAGUCUCCAAGCAAAGAUUAAGAUACUCAAAGCUAUGGAAGUAAACGUGACAGCCCGUUCAAGUACCAUUGUCAUUCUGGAUAAGACUGGCACUAAAAUGAUUGACCAACAGCAUUUUGCUUCAGAUAUCAUCAGGCCUAAAUUAGAUGAACUGAAUCGCCUGUGGAAGUUACUGCUAAGUAACCUAGCAGACAAAAGCAUGCAUCUCCAACACACUCUAGUGUUGGUGCAGUUCAAGUCCCAGUGUGAUGAAGUAAUGAACUGGAUCAUUGAGAAGGAAACGCAAGUUACCUCGGAAGAAUUUGGUGAUCUAGAACACGAGGAAGACUUCUACCUUAAGUGUGAAGAAUUCUCAAAAGAUAUUGCUGCACAAGAAUACCGUGUCACAGAAAUCAACACGCUUGCUGAGAAGUUGAUGGCAGACGGACACCCAGAGAUGGAAAUUAUCAUAAAGCACAAGGAAGACCUGAAUGAAGCUUGGCAAAACCUGCACCAACUUGUGAUUUAAGGGUGAUACAAAUGAGAUCAUUGCUUGGAUUGCAGCAAAAGAUGUACUUUCAUGGAGGUGCAUCUUUAUAUGCAGAUAAAAAUAGACUUCAGGAUGAAUUUGAUAUAAAAAACGAACAUCGCCCCGCAGUAAGCAGGCAGGAGCCAAACAUGACCACAAGAUUAUCAUUGCUGGCAUUGACAUGACCUCAGUACAAACACCUCAGCAUAAAGUGUCACCUUUGAAAAACAAAUCACUUGCUUGUUGCAAUCAUCUAAGGCUGUACAGAUGCAUCCAAAAUUAGCACAUUGAGAAUUUUGCAGCAAAGACUCGGGAAUGCUAUCAUCUAAAUGAUCGUAUUGUAUCAUUUCCUUUUCUGGUCACAACAAAUCCCUUUCUGGGUUCCAUUCUUGUCUUAUGGGUAAUGUGUGUGCUAUUAUCUUGACUAUUAAACUCAUUAAGAACAUGA
Molecule: messenger RNA, 1346 nt
Organism: Procambarus clarkii (red swamp crayfish)
Lineage: Eukaryota; Metazoa; Arthropoda; Malacostraca; Decapoda; Cambaridae
Source: RefSeq, a predicted model, not a curated record